AUGGACAGCACUAAUCUCUCUGUAUUGCUCUUGAAUGCUUUCCUCUUAAGCCUGUCUUGUGCUGAGGAUGAGAUAGCACCUCUAUCCUGCCCAGAGUACCAAGAGAGCUUUGAUGGCUCCUGUUAUGAGUUUGUGGGUCCACCUCGUUCGCGUUCCUUCCUCAGUGCACAGGGUUGGUGUGAGCGAGGUGGUGGACACCUGGCCUUCAUUUUAAAUGACGAAACCCAGCAGUUCCUACAGAAGCACCUGCAGACGGAGCAGGACUGGUGGCUGGGUCUGGCACCUGCCUCCCCAAACCUAACACUGGACUCUGCUGCUGCUGAGGGUCCUCUCUCCUGGCUUGAUGGCUCUGAUGUCAGCUACUCUAACUGGGUGAACGACCCUGAUCCAGGGGCUGGCUGUGGUCACAUACUGAGGAGCUCAGGGUUUCAGUGGGAGGCAACAAGCAACUGUAGCCAGGAGCUGCACUUCAUCUGCCAAUUUGAAUCUGGGCGCUCCAUAGCUUGUGCUGCCCACAAUGCAACACUACAGUGUGGUUCUGGUCAGGUGAUAGAGAUUGAUGACAGCUUCUAUGGUCGUAAGACGGUUCACUACUGCCGGACGAGUCCCACUUCUUCAGCCACCUCCACACAGGAGGAGUGUAGCUGGAUAGAUGUUGUACAUUCAGUGACAGGAGACUGCCAUGGGCUGCAGGCGUGCCAAGCCACAGCAGAUGUGGCCUCUUUUGGUGAACCAUGCCCAGGGCUUGGAAGCUACCUGUCUGUGGAAUACAACUGCAAAGAUGGUCUCCACUUAUUAAUGAGCAAGUUGGCUGCCGUCUUUGACAAUGUCUCCAUAACAGUGAAGUGGCUUCUCCAUCCCUUCCAGGGCAACCUGACCUGCACUCUAAGUGCUGGAGAUGGGCACAACAUCGAUCCUUAUAGUCCAGAAGAGUUGGAGAGCAGUGUGGUUCAUAAAUACACCCGUCCGGGUGUCUUCAUAGUUGGGGUGGAGUGUACCACCAGUGAGUGGCAUGUGACAGCUCAGAAAGCCAUCACCAUUCAGGAGCCCAUCGGGGAGUUUGGCGUCAUUAAGUGCUAUAGCAUGAACCAAUCAACAGAUGGUGCAAACUGCAAGGCCCUGUACGGAAGCCCCCUUCAAAUCCAGGUAGAAGUAGAAGCUGGUACGAAUGUGACCUACAAAGUCCACCGUGGUGAGAUGUUGGUGGCCAAUUCAUCAGCAGUCAGAGGAAUCGUCCCCCACAACAUCACAGUGGGACCAGAGGUGGAGCAACAACUGGGCUCUGGCUGCCACCAGAUGACCCUGCAUGCCUCUAACGGGGUCUCGGUCUUGGGCGUGUCCACUGAGCUGCAGGUGUGUCUGCUGGAGCCUGUGGAGGGCCUGCUGGGAUCAGUGAUGGCUGAGGAGGGAGAGUGUCCAGACUCAGACCUCUACGUUAGUGUCUCCCUGGACCGGGGAACCCCGGUGCAGCUUCUCUUCCAGGUGUCUGGAGCCAACGACAGCAUGACCGAGACCAGAGGCAUGCAAAACAGCAGCAUGCAGGUUUACAAUAUCUCAACCACUAUCCAAGGAGCUUUGCAAGUGAAAGUCAGGGCCUGGAAUGUCUUCUCACACAUGGACGUGGAUGUGGGGAACACAACAGCAGGAGACCUCAAACACUGCUACAAAAAAGCAAAGCGAAGACCACUGCUACACAGAAUAGAUGGUGGCAAUGAAUACAUGGUGACAAGUGACAAUCUGAAAAAUGCCCAGUCCAGAUCUCUGAAUCUCAAUGUGAUAGCGUAUGGUAAGACGACAUCUGGCGCUGUCAAGUACACCAUUCAGAUACCAGGUGUUGCAACACUUGCACCUGUUGCCACUAACAUACCGCCUGCUACCUUACCGGCUGCUACCACCAUCCUACCGGCUGUUACUACCCGUCCAGCUGCUACUACAAUACCUGUUGCUACCAUCCCACUGGUAGCUACUACCCUACUGGCUGCUACCACCAUAGCGGCAACUACUACUGUAUCUGUAACUGUACCUGAAAGAACAGCCCCAACUACCAUCACCAGCCUCCCUUCCUGUGUAAUUUCCCCUCCGUCAGGCACAGUUCUAGAUGCUUUCAAUAUCACAUGUGCAACAACCCCCUGCUCCACAGGCAAAUGCCAAUAUUGUUUCAAAACUGACAAAGAUAAACAUUUGCGCUGCAGUUAUGGAAAUGAAGUAAAGUCAAUCUUCCUACCUCUCGGGAACAAAAGUUACAACUACAGUCUGUCUGUGGUGGUUACUCUAACAAAUGGGGAUAGAAAAACCAAUGCCACGAUCACUACUGAGGUGUGGCCAGCCAACUCCAGUUCCUCAGUGGAGAAUCUGCAGUCUGUGGUUGAGAACACUGUCGCUCAGCUACAGCAGCAGGGGUUGCUCACUGGGGAGACCCUGGGACAGAUGUUCAAGUCUGUGUCCGACAUUCUGAACAAGGGCUCCAGUGAGGAUCAGAAAGGUGCCAGGGAGGAGCUGCGAGAACAGAUGCUGAGCACCAUGACUGCAGUGCUGAAGAAUGUCCCCAACAACACUCCUCAGGAAGUGCAGCUGACGGCCAGAGCAGUGGCAGGGAUCACCAAGAGGAGGGAAGAGGUCAAUGCCGCUGCUCAGCUAGAAGCUAGCUCCCUGGUGGCAGACCUCAGCUCUUCCCUCCUCUAUAUGAAUGUCAGUGAGCAUGGUGGAGAAGAGAUGGUGCAGGCAGCUACACCAAUUGUAGAGGCAGCCAGCAAUAUCCUGGGAGUCUCUUCAAAUAGAAAGGUCUCAAAGACUCUCCUGAACAGUAUGGACAAUGUGCAGAGUGCACUGUUAAAUGGUAAAAAGGUUGGUCAGGAGCCUGCCAUUAUCAAGAGCCCUGAGAUCAGUGUGUAUGCUAACAGGAUGUCUCCAAAUAGCAUUCAGAUGCAGUCUAUAAACAUCCCAGAUAGCUCCUCUGCAAGCUUUUCCUUCCCUCCCCUGGGUGCUGAUGUCCUUUCUCCAGAGGAACCAGUGGAUGUGCGAAUGCUGAGUUUUGAGAAGAACCCUUAUUCUUGGAGUGAGGGGGGUAACAUCAGUGGUGCCAUGGGGUCUGUGACACUCACCAGACAGGAUGGAUCAGCCAUCUCUGUGGAGAACCUGUCUGAGGAAAUUGAGAUCCUCUUGCCGAGACUUGAAGGCGGGCAGGUAAACAGCACAAUCCUUGAACUGGGAAACUACAGCACACUGAUGAUUGACGUCCCUUCCCCAGACAUAACACUGGUGCUAAAGAUGGAGCCCUCAGAGGACAUACCAUUUGUACUGUUGCUGGGGUAUAAAGACUACCCAAAGGACAAGCAAUAUGUAGCCAAGACGCAGAUGCCUCAUCAAGGCAAUUCACAAGAGAGAUACACCUGGGUCCUGGGUCCCAAUGAUUUGACAGGAAAAGUUGGGGUGCAUUACCUUGUGGUGAGGCCCAUUGUAGAAGCAGGGGUUAAAUCUGUCAAUGCCACUGUGACUGUCACCUCCAUUGCUGCCCAGUGCAAGUAUUGGAAUGAAACCUUAUCCACCUGGAGUGAAGAUGGCUGCAGGGUUGGUCCUUUAACCACGCCAUUGGUCACUCAGUGCUUAUGUAACCAUUUGACCUUCUUCGGGAGCUCUUUCUUCAUCAUGCCCAACCUUGUGGAUGUGUCCCGUACCGCUGAGCUCUUUGCCACCUUCUCAGACAACCCCGUGGUGGUGUGCUUUGUUGGUGCCAUCUUCAUUGCUUAUCUCUUGGUGGUCGUAUGGGCACGCAGGAAGGACAUCAAGGACAUAGCCAAGGUGAAGGUAACAUUGUUGGAAGAUAAUGACCCCUUGGCUGAAUACCGUUACAUGCUGAAUAUCAGCACUGGGCAUCGGCGUGGUGCUUCCACCUCCUCUCAGGUUACUGUUACUCUGCUGGGCACGGAGGGAGAGAGUGAGCCACACCACCUCGCUGACCCUGACAAGCCUGUGUUUGAGAGGGGUGCAGUGGAUACGUUCCUGUUGACCACACCCUUCUCUCUGGGGGAGCUGCAGAGCAUCAGGCUGUGGCACGACAACUCAGGGGGGCACCCUGCCUGGUAUAUAAACAAAGUGACGGUGCAGGAUCUAGAAACUGGACAGAAGUGGCACUUCCUGUGUAACUCAUGGCUGGCCAUAGAUAUGGGCGAGUGCAUCCUUGAUAAAGUCUUCCCUGUUGCCUCUGACAUAGAUUUGAAGAAAUUCAGUAAUCUGUUCUUCAUGAAAACGGCAAAGGAUUUCCGCGAUGGCCACAUCUGGUUUUCUGUGAUCAGCCGGCCUCCAACGAGCACCUUCACCUGUGUCCAGCGAGUCUCCUGCUGUUUCUCUCUGCUGCUGUGUACCAUGCUGACCAGCAUCAUGUUCUGGGGCAUCCCUACCGACCCCUCUGAGCAGACCAUGGACCUGGGUCAUAUCGAGUUCACCUGGCAGCAGGUGAUGAUCGGCGUUCAGAGUUCAAUCAUAAUGUUUCCAAUUAAUCUCCUCAUUGUGAGUAUCUUCAGAAACACCCGACCCCGAGAGACGAAGCCUGGAAAGCCCAAGGCAGAGGUGUCCAAGCAGGGGAAGACUGGCAGAGUGACUCCUUCACAGCCUCCGUCCCCACAGAGGGAGAGAGAACUCACACCAGACACUGUCAUAAAGGACAUAAAGAAGAUUGCUCAGUCACUCUCCAAGGCUAUGAAGAGCCCCAUUCCACACCUGGAGUUAGAGAUGAAGCCUGGACAACAAACUGAUAUCAACUCUCUGCUCUCUCUGGUGGAGGACAUCAUCCGGCAGCAGAACCGAGCCAGUGGAGAGUUCUACACUGAUGCCUCCAAGAAAGAGGGAUCGCUCAUUCUCUCACUAGGGGUAGCCAAUCUGCAAGAGACCAGCCUGUGUGGGAGCCCUGAGAAGACUGGGGAUGGGAGACAGAAAAGGAGCAACAACAGCCAAUAUCUGUACAGGCAGCUACGCCAUGUAGAGAAGGAGCUGAGCCUACUGGGACCUUCUCGCUUCCCCAACCCAGACAGCUACUGCCGGGCAGUGCAGCAGGUCCAAGGCAUGAGGGGGCUGCUAGAGUCCCACCUCUCCUCUUCCAGCCUGGGAGGGGACCAGCUGUCUCAAAGCCCCAGCCCAGCAGAGAGCAGUGAGGGAGACAGCAGUAGUAAGAAGCAGGGCGGGCUGCCCUGGUGGUUUGUGUUCAUUGGCUGGAUUCUGGUGUUAGCCACCAGCGGAGUAUCAGGAUACUUCACCAUGAUGUAUGGGUUGACCUAUGGGAAGGACCGCUCUAUAAGCUGGCUCAUCUCCAUGGUCGUGUCUUUCUUUGAGAGCCUCUUUAUCACUCAGCCGCUGAAGGUGCUUGGUUUUGCAGCCUUCUUUGCUCUCGUUCUAAAGAAAGUUGAUCAGGAAGAGUAUGGGGAUGCAAAGUUUGAGGGGGAGCUCCGAAAUCCAGAUGACCCUGAUGUGGUGCGGGCUGUCAGGAGGGAUAGCACAUGCAGCUUCUACCAGCCCCCUCCUCCAACAGACAUCGAGAGGAUGAGGAGCAAUAUGAUCAAGGAGCAGAAGGUCUUUGCCCUCAUCAAAGAGAUUCUCACCUACAUGGGGUUCAUGUGGAUGUUGCUCCUGGUGGCAUAUGGCCAGCGGGACCCUAAUGCUUACUUCCUGACUCAGCACAUUCGGCAGAGUUUCAGCCAAGGGAUCUCAGACAGCAUGAGUCACAAAGAUGUGUUCACUUGGGCAAAUACCUCUCUUCUCAGCAACCUCUUCGGAGAGUACCCAGGUUUCAUCACUGAUGGGAACUCCAAACUGGUUGGUAAUGCCCGACUUCGCCAGGUGAGGGUGCAGAAGAACUCCUGCCGCAUCGCCCGCUCCAUGCGCCAGGCUAUACCUGACUGCCAUGCUCCAUACUCAUGGGAGGUGGAGGACAUGGGCUCCUAUGGGCCAGGCUGGAACCGCUCUGCGAGCGAAAACGCCUCAAAGACCAUGCACAGUCCCUGGCAGUACCAAACCCAGGCCAGACUCAGAGCCCAACCCACCUGGGGCAGUGUGGUCCUCUACAGGGGAGGGGGGUUUGUGGUGGACCUGGGCCCAGAGUCACAGAAUGCUAGCAGUACCCUUCAAUAUCUGUUUGACAACACCUGGCUUGAUAUGUUCACCCGAGCAGUUUUUGUAGAGUUCACUGUGUACAAUGCCAAUGUCAACCUCUUCUGCACUGUCACACUCAUGCUGGAGACCACAGCUGUAGGAGCGUUCCAGUUUCGCAGUGAGCUGCAGAGUGUCCGACUAUACCAGUCCACCGGUGGACUCCAUAUCUUUGUCAUGGCAUCUGAGGUCAUCUAUUUCCUCUUUAUCCUCUACUAUAUGUAUGUUCAGGGAAAGCUGAUGAAGCUGCAGAAGUGGGCUUACUUCAAGACAAAGUGGAACCUGCUGGAGCUCGCCAUCAUCCUCCUGAGCUGGAGCGCGCUGUCUGUCUUCAUUAAGAGGACCCUGUUAGGGAACCGGGACAUGGAGUACUACCACAACCAUAAAGACCAGUUUGCCAGUUUCCAUGAGACAGCCACAGCAGAUGCAGUGCUGGGGUAUCUGAUCGCAUUCCUGGUGCUACUGGCUACAGUCAAACUUUGGCAUCUGCUGAGGCUCAAUCCCAAGCUACACAUGAUCACAGCCACACUGCAACGGGCCUGGACUGACAUAUCAGGCUUCCUCGUGGUCAUCACCAUUAUGUUCCUGGCCUAUUCUAUCGCUUCUUAUCUAAUGUAUGGCUGGAAGCUGUACUCAUAUAGGACUCUCCUGGAUGCUGCUCUGACCAUGGUCAGCUUACAACUGGGCAUCUUCAACUAUGACGAGGUUCUUGAUUACAACCCGGUGCUUGGUGCGUUCCUCAUCGGCUCCUGCAUUAUAUUCAUGACCUUUGUGGUUUUAAACCUGUUCAUCUCAGUCAUCCUGGUGGCGUUCACUCAAGAGCAAAUACAUCACAAGCCCUCAGAGGAGGAGGAGAUAGUGGAUCUGAUGCUGAUGAAGCUCUGCAGUUUGUUUGGAAUCAAAAUGAAGAAGGAGAAAGAAGACAGUGACAGCCCCAAGGAGAAUGGCAUGACUGCCUCAGCAACUAACAAAGGAUUCUCCACAAUAUCCUCAUAGAUGUUACUUCUAAGUACUGGUGUAUCACUCUGUAUGUAUUCAUAGUGAGCUGUCAUUUUCAUUUCUGUUGCUUUCUAGGAGCGGUGAUGCUUUUGUUGACUUGUUGCCUCUAGCUGUUUAAUUAUCUAACAUAUCAUGCAUAAAUGAGGCUAUUUGUGCCGUUUUUGUGAUCUAAUGCAAAGCUUUAAAAAGAAGUUAGAGGAAAUAACAGCUCCUUCUGUUACC
This is a messenger RNA of Oncorhynchus masou masou (cherry salmon), 7359 nucleotides long. Its product is annotated as polycystin-1-like protein 2. Gene Ontology annotation, biological process: detection of mechanical stimulus. The transcript is spliced from 38 exons. Gene Ontology annotation, cellular component: membrane. Gene Ontology annotation, molecular function: calcium ion binding; carbohydrate binding; calcium channel activity. Bases 1 to 7134 code for a protein of 2377 amino acids. The record is from RefSeq and is a predicted model, not a curated record. NCBI's taxonomy places the organism in Eukaryota, Metazoa, Chordata, Actinopteri, Salmoniformes, Salmonidae.